CACGACCCGGCGGGAGAGGAUGGCGGCUAGGCUGUUGCUGUAAAGGCAGCCCCGGGGAGCAGCGGCGUGCAGAGGAGGAAGCCAGCCGGCACUUGGCGGGAAGCGAAAGAGGGGGGAAGAGAUGGCUAACGAGUCGCUUCAGAGUGAUCCAGGCAACUGGUCAGUGCUGGAGCACCUGGGCCUGGACCAGAGCUCAGAUUUGUCAGACACCAGCGUGCAGCAAAGGUUGGAUGAAGAAAAGGAGAAGAUUAAGCGUGAGAUUCGCAAAGAGCUGAAGAUAAAGGAGGGAGCAGAGAACUUGCGCAAGGCUACCACAGAUCGUAAGAAUCUCUCCAACGUGGAGAAUUUGCUCAAGAACUCCAACCGCAAGCUGGAGACAUUGCACCACCAACUGCAGAAUCUCAAUGCCCAUAUUGUCGUCAAAGACCCUGAAGAGCUGGGGGAUGCCCCACAGUCGCCUGGCAGCCUGAGCCGGUCAACCGCGACCAAAAACCGCAUUGCUGGCCUGGAGAAGCAGCUCAAUAUUGAGCUGAAGGUGAAGCAGGGAGCGGAGAACAUGAUCCAGAUGUACGCCAAUGGUGCUGCCAAGGAUCGGAAGCUGCUGCAGACAGCCCAGCAGAUGCUACAGGACAGCAAGACCAAGAUCAAUAUAAUCCGCAUGCAGAUCCGCAAGGCUGUGCAGGCUGACGAGGUGCAGCUGAAUAUGGAGGAUGGGCAAGGUAACACUGAUCUGAGUGCCAUAGAGUUGAGGAUCGAGGAGCUGCGACAUCACUUCCGGGUGGAGCAUGCUGUAUCUGAGGGUGCCAAGAACGUUCUGCGACUUCUAGGCUCCAGCAAAGUUCAGGACCGCCACGCCAUCUCCGAGGCACAAACAAAGCUGAACGAAUCAAGCCAGAAGCUGGACCUUUUGCGGCACUCUCUGGAACAGCGUCUGGCUGAGCUGCCUGAAGAUCAUCCGAAGGGCUGCAUCAUCAAGGAGGAGCUCAUCAUAGCCUCUUCUCCUGCCUACAGUGUCCGCAAUAACAGUUCCUACCAACACAACCAGUACAACACCCUCUCAAAGCCUUCUCCACUCACAGGGACACUGGAAGUACAGUUGUUGGGCUGCAGUGGAUUGUUGGAGCUCGUCCCAGGACGCACCCGUGGGUCCACCGUCUCUUUGCCUUGCAACAGCCCUGGGGAAGCACGGCCCUCAUUCAUGAGCCGCAGCGGGCGAGGGCUGUACAGCCGAAGUGGUAGCGUAAGCGGCAGGACCACCAUCAAAUCUGAAGAUAACAGCAAUGAGGUGAGCGCUGUACUGAAGCUGGACAAUGGAGUUGUAGGCCAGACAGCCUGGAAGUCCAGUGGCCUACAAGCCUGGAACCAGACUUUCACAGUGGAGCUGGAGAGGGCAAGAGAGCUGGAGAUCGGUGUAUACUGGCGAGAUUACCGCACACUCUGUGCCCUGAAAUACCUCAAGCUGGAGGAUUUCCUUGAUAACCAGCGCCAUGAAAUCCACCUGGAGUUGGAGCCGCAGGGCACUCUUUUGGCAGAGGUUACCUUUUUCAACCCUGUCAUUGAGCGCAUACCCAAACUCCAGCGACAGAAGAAGAUCUUCUCCAAGCAGCAAGGGAAGGCUUUCCUGCGUGCCCGCCAGAUGAACAUUGAUAUUGCCACCUGGGUGCGCCUCCUGCGACGCAUCAUCCCCACUGCCAACACCACAGGCACUUACAGCCCCUCAACACAGAUGCCUCCAACAUCUGGCUCAGAAAGAAGGCACAGUCUCAACUCUGGGGACAUUGCCAUUGAGAAGCUGAGCUUGGAAGGGGAUCGAGUACAAAUCGAACAGGUGGGCCAGGAUGACAGUGAACUCCCUGGGAAGGUCUUAUUGACCUCACAAGCAGGGGAGGAGAUUCCUUUCCAGGUGGAGCUGGGCCCAGGAGGUGAGGCCAGAGGAUCUGAGGGGAGUUUUCACAGCAGCCACCUGAGGAAAACACCUCUCGCUAUGGAUGAUUUUCGUUUUGUAGCUGUGCUGGGACGUGGUCACUUUGGUAAAGUGCUGUUGUCUGAGUUACACCGAACAGGGGAGCUAUUUGCUAUUAAAGCCUUGAAGAAGGGUGACAUUGUUGCAAGGGAUGAGGUGGAGAGCCUGAUGUGUGAAAAACGGAUCUUUGAGAUUGUGACCCAUGCACGGCACCCCUUCCUAGUGAACCUCUUUGCCUGUUUCCAGACACCCCAGCAUGUCUGUUUUGUCAUGGAGUACACAGCAGGUGGAGACCUCAUGAUGCACAUCCACACGGAUGUAUUCUCAGAGCCACGUGCCACAUUUUACGCUGCGUGUGUUGUUCUGGGGCUACAAUUUCUUCACGACCACAAAAUUGUAUACAGGGAUCUGAAGCUGGAUAACUUAUUGCUGGACACAGACGGUUUUGUGAAGAUUGCAGACUUUGGCCUCUGCAAGGAAGGAAUGGGCUAUGCUGAGCGCACCAGCACCUUCUGUGGGACGCCAGAGUUCCUGGCUCCUGAAGUGCUGACAGAUACAUCAUACACAAGAGCAGUGGACUGGUGGGGCUUAGGUGUACUUAUCUAUGAGAUGCUGGUGGGGGAGUCACCGUUCCCUGGAGAUGAUGAAGAGGAGGUAUUUGACAGCAUUGUCAAUGACGAGGUGCGCUACCCGCGCUUCCUGUCCACAGAGGCCAUUGGCAUCAUGCGCCGGUUGUUGCGGCGGAACCCAGAAAGGCGCCUGGGCUCCAGCGAGCGAGAUGCGGAAGAUGUGAAGAAGCAGCCAUUCUUCAGGAGCAUCGACUGGGAAGCCCUGCUGGCUCGUAAAAUCAAGCCACCCUUUGUGCCCGUAAUCAAGGGCCGUGAAGACAUCAGCAACUUUGAUGAGGAGUUCACAGCUGAAACAGCUAUGCUGACCCCACCCCGCGAAGCGCGGCCCCUCACUCAAAAGGAGCAGGAUACCUUCAAGGACUUUGACUAUGUUUCUAAUGCCUGCUAGCUCUGGGAGCGGGGGGCAGCCAGAUCCCCCUAACACUGCCAGCCGCAUAGGGCAGGGUUCUGUUCCACCAGUGACUCAGAUGCUUACUAGCCCUGCCUGCUAGCUCCAGGAGUGGAGCUGGGAAAGCCCAGCCACACUGCCAACCUCAUGGGGGUAGAGUAAUGUCCACCAACAUAUGCCAGCUCUGGGAUUAGACAGGGAAAGCCCCAGAAAUAUUUCUGCACCCUACAAAACACAAUAUCAUUCAUGCAGAAACUUGGACACUUGGUAGCUCCAAGGGAAGGGCACACACACACACAGAGAGAGAGAGAGAGAGAGAGACCGCCAGCCCAAUAUAACAGGCACUACUGCCAGAGACAUGGGCAGAAGAAUCUCCACGAUAGCACCUUUUUCUCCACUGAUUCCCAAACUUUCUGCUGAAACAAAAAUAAUAAUUGUCCAUUGCUAGGAAGGAAGGAAUUGGUGUUGGAGCCACUGAAGCCAAACGGCCAUUUUCUAACCCAACACACGCUUGUGAAAGAUCUUUUUACAAAUAGAGUUGCAAAGAAAUGGCUUGCACUUCUGGUUCUAUUUUUGAAACCCAUUGUUUCAAACUCCUUACCCAGGAGGGAAACCCUUUAGAUCCUUUUUAUGCACCAAGUCUUGUAUCUGUCUCUAAAAAGUCCCCCCCCCAAAAAAAAACAUAUUGGGGGUUCAAAAAGUGAUGGACGAACUCUCCUUGGCAUGAUUUGAAACCAGCUUUUAGCAAGUGUUUUGGAAAAGCUCACAAUUUUUCCUAACAAGAAUCCUCUCAAGGUUCAUAAUGGUGGAAAGUGUGCACUGAUAAUGCACAGACAUAUGCAUUAUUAUAUUGCCUUCCUGGGGGGGGUUUGAUUCAUUUCACCUGCCCUGUACCUAGACUACAGCACCAGAGAGCUGCUUGGAAAUUGAUACCCACACUCCAAAAAACCAAAAUCUUCCUGGGAACUAGAGAUGGUUUUAAUUCUAGACAAGGGAAUAGCAUCAAAAAACAUUUGCAAGAAACAAUCAGGAAAAUUGACCCAGGUAGAUAGGACAUCCACCAGGCAAAAGGUUGCUUGGUUGGGUGGCCCCGGUCACACAAAUUACAGCAAUCAACUAGAGUCUCAUCACAAAUAAGCACACAGCAGCUAGCUUUCAGUGCUUUGUCUGCUGACCCCACAUGCUCAGAACGAUAUUUAACAUUCUGAGCUGGAGAAGAGCGUCUCAGAGAAAAUGACACUUGAUUCAUAUUAUAACUCUGCACUGCAAGCUAAACAAAUUCGUUUACUGAAUAAGGUAAUAACUGAUUUCAGCAACCUCACUACUUCAAAUCCACCAUUUAGAAAUGACUGAUCUGGUCUAUGCUCUGUUUCCAUCCUAUCUCCCAGCUCUCUCUUGGAGACUUAUCUACUACCAUGCAAAAAGAGUAUCUCAAACAUAGUGAGAGGAGAAGGUGUUGAGACUCUGGGUGCUUCUAAAUAGAAGGCUCCUUGCACUACCAAUCAAAAGACAUUGUGCAGCUUUUCCAUCUUUCUCUCCUUAAUGGGUUUUAUGUGGUAAGAAAAAAAGAUGGAUGAAGCAAUGAGAAAACACAGGAGAGUUGCCAAUGGAAGACAACACCUGGGAAAACCCCCCCCCCCCCGUAAAUUCCUUGAAUGAGGAAUAAAAGCCUCAUCCAGAAGCACUCUCCAUGCCCACAUACCUCUUCUGGUUUAGUAGUUUUUCCAACAAUUUCUCCUGCCCUGUCUUCAGUGCUGGCAACAUCCUCAUCCUUGCUCUCCUCUUCCAGUAACUUAAGCUCUGACAGUUCAAGAAUUUGUUGUAAAAGAGGCAGUGCCACUAUGGGAAAGAGCUUGUGAAUAGUCUCCGCUGAAGUGAGCACCUCUUUGGUCUCAGCAAAAUUCUCUUAAACAGUUGCUGGAGGCAUAAUCUCUGCAUGCAACGAGUUGCUAAAUUAUCCUCAUUAGUCUGUUUCUACAUCCUGGGCACUAAUCCUGCAGAAUUACCUGUCAACUUCCUGCAGUGCCUGUUGGGAGAAGUCCUGUUUUUCUUAACUUGUCCUGGGUACUAUUGGUUCUUUUCCUACAAGUGUUGCCUGAGAUCCUUGAGUGUAGAUACUUAGGUGGGAAUAAGCAGGACUAAGCAGAGAUGACCAUCUGUGGAGAACAAAUACCUUUUUAAAAAUACUGGUAACCUGUGCCUGGUGCUGUGAGCUACAUCUGAGAAGUACUGUGGCUCAUAUCCCACUACUGCUGUGAUAUCCUUUUACAUGUGAUUAGUUAAUCUGGAAUAGCAAUUAUCAGCUGGUUCUUUGCUCAGUUACUAAUGUUGAUUAGAAACUCCAGUGCGUCCAUAAACAUACAUUGAAAGAA
Molecule: messenger RNA, 5352 nt
Organism: Elgaria multicarinata webbii
Lineage: Eukaryota; Metazoa; Chordata; Lepidosauria; Squamata; Anguidae
Gene: PKN1
Product: protein kinase N1
Exons: 22
Coding region: 122-2980 (952 amino acids)
Biological process (GO): signal transduction; protein phosphorylation
Cellular component (GO): cytoplasm; nucleus
Molecular function (GO): small GTPase binding; protein serine/threonine kinase activity; ATP binding
Source: RefSeq, a predicted model, not a curated record